AUGUCGUCCACCCUCAUCCAAGCGUCGCGCCCCCUCGCCCGUGCCCUCACUCAGUCGAACACCAUGCGUCCUUUCUCGAUUGCCAUUCCCGCUAGACUUGCCAACGAGUGGAUGCACAUGCCCAAGCCGCGUGGGUUCCUCGCGGAGAAGGAUACGACCCCUCGUCAAGAGACCUCCUACGGCAGAAGGAUGGAGCUCAACUCCUUCCGACGGGUGCAGCAGCAGAUGUCGGAACAUGGCCAACGUCUCGACCAGCUGGAAAAGUCGAUCCAGCAGUUGACUCGCAUGCAGGGCGUUUAUUAA
Messenger RNA from Aspergillus bombycis, 303 nucleotides. RefSeq lists its product as uncharacterized. The transcript is spliced from 3 exons. The record is from RefSeq and is a predicted model, not a curated record. Bases 1 to 303 code for a protein of 100 amino acids. NCBI's taxonomy places the organism in Eukaryota, Fungi, Ascomycota, Eurotiomycetes, Eurotiales, Aspergillaceae.